Tuber melanosporum (Perigord truffle) is the source of this 788-nucleotide messenger RNA. RefSeq lists its product as uncharacterized. Lineage: Eukaryota; Fungi; Ascomycota; Pezizomycetes; Pezizales; Tuberaceae. The record is from RefSeq and is a predicted model, not a curated record. The transcript is spliced from 3 exons. Bases 351 to 653 code for a protein of 100 amino acids.
ACGGGUACUCCACUCGAGUAUGUCACUUCUGCCAACUUCCGCCACUUUGCUUGUUUUCAACCAAUGUCCUGUCCAUCACUCUGGUAUCGCGGCGAGGACAACCACCUCGUAGUGCUGUGACGACAUCCUGACAUCGAUGGUGCUUUCUUUACGGUACUCUACAAUGUUCGAGUACCGAUGGGCGAGAGCUCCCCAGAACGGAGGUUCUGUAGGAAGAAGAUAAAUCUAUAAAAAUGGGUCCUUGACCCCCAAUCGACAGACAUUUCCUCAUCACCAAUACACUCAAGCAUUCGAGCAAUCACAAAUCCUUUAGACUUUUAACUUUUCAAAGCAAACAAUCGUCAAUCAUCAUGUCUGAUUUCGGAAGAAAGUCUUUCACCGACCAGGCUACCGACAAGAUAACCCCAGAGUCCCAAAAGCCAACCACUCAGAAGCUGGGAGACACUGCCUCAGGUGCCUACGAUAGAACCACUGGUGCCGUUCAGCCCGAUUCGCAGAAGUCCACUACCCAGAAGGCCACCGACAGCUUGCGCUCGGGCUCUGAUGAUGCCUCAAGCCGGUCCAAGGGAGUAGCUCAGUCGGCCACUGACACUGCCGACUCUGCUGCCCGGGGCGUGAAGGACACCAUCGGUUCUGUUACUGGCAACAAAUAAAUUGGAAAGGGGUUUUGUUUGGAAGAAUUAUCUUCCUCGUGUUGGUGCUGGACUGAUGGGCGGACUAUCUUAUGCUAUACAUAGUCAUUAACAGUGUUCCCGGUGAAAGUAAUCGAACAUUUGUUUCAUUGUAAA